Molecule: messenger RNA, 1639 nt
Organism: Gamsiella multidivaricata
Lineage: Eukaryota; Fungi; Mortierellomycota; Mortierellomycetes; Mortierellales; Mortierellaceae
Exons: 2
Coding region: 491-1399 (302 amino acids)
Source: RefSeq, a predicted model, not a curated record
GAGUGAGGGAAAGCCUGAGUAAAGUCGAGAAGGUGUGUAAAAGGUGAAGAUUUAUUCCACACAGUGUUCUUCCUCUCUUCUUCCUUGUCUCUCGCAAAUAGUCCCUUUCUGUUCUUUCCCCCUUGAAUUUCUCGUCUCCCCUACAAUUGCUCUUCUGCGCUAUAUCUAUAGAACAAAAGCCUGAAUCUCAUUGUCUCGUAGCUACAAGGUUACCCGCAUGAUUACAAUAGCCCGGCCAAAGAAAGUCGUUGGCGGUGGAUAUCCUCAUGAUUCUUCUGAUGUUUUAGAAUUCCUAGAUGCUGAUGAAUGAGCUGCUGCGAUUUUCUCCUGCGCUUGACCUCCUACAUUCCUGGUGUUCUCCCGUCCUUGAUCCUCUUACGUCCCUGGUGUUGUCCCCUUCUUUUCGGCUACCCCUUGAUUUUUUUUGCGUGCCUCCUCUGUCCUUCCUUCUAUACUCGCCCUUGAUCUUUCAAUUGUGGCAUAGUUAAGAAUGGUGUCGCAGGGGAUUUGCACUCCCCGUACCCAAAGAAAGAACGUUUACUUCGAGUCAUUGUUUCUGAUAUCUCUCUUCACGUAUAUAAGUUGCGCAUACCCAACGUCCUGCACCGACACACAUCCUAUCCUACCUCAAGACCCUCGAUUCGCAAAAGCACUCUCAGCACUCCCAACAACUACUCCAAGAACCAUCGCAAGCACCGUCGCAAGAGCGCCACCGACGCCUACACCUAUCAAGCACAACCCUCUCCAAAACACAAACCUCCCCCCCCCCCCCCCCCACCAAACAAACAUGAAGAGCUUCGCUACCCUGGCUGUCCUGUCACUCCUUGCUCAUUCUGCCCACGCUUGGUGCAUGAACGGAAAUGACAAAGACGCGAUUGACUUCGCCGAUCUCAAAGACGAAUGCGGCAACAUUGUCAAGUCGGGCGACGUGUUUGUCUUGUACGACGAAAUCAACGGCAACUAUAUCGGCAGCGGUGAAAAGAAUUGGCUCACGCCGACCAAGACUGCUCCAGCAGGGUUUUUCUGGCAGGCUUCGCCCAGUAACCCGACCAUCAAGUAUCUAAAGGGCACGGUGGGCGAAAACUGCUCUGUCCGAAAUAAGGCAUGGCUUGGUCAUAGCGGUCGGUAUAUGGCCCCCGACGGUUGUAAUGGUGGCGGUUUCCUGGAAUUCAGAAAAUGGGAUGAGGGUCAGUGCACGUCGAAAUGGUGUUAUCAGAUUGGUCUGCUGACUGGCGACCAACCUGUUAAUGGUGCCAUCGCCAAUUAUGCCUCGGACGGAUACUUGCAUCUUGUGGGCGCAAAUUGUGCAGACAAGGAAUUUAAGUGGGUGCUUAAAAAGCCAAAGGAUGGAGUGGCUUGGAAGGCAACAUAUAACCUGGAUGACCUUCAGACCUGUUAAAUCAACAUGCUUCAUUGUCUCUUCCCCUUCCCCUUCCUCUUUCCCUUUUGUCUCUGUACCUUUCCUCCCUUCCACUUUCCCUCGUUCUUUCUCCUGUUUACGCCCGUCAAUCGUUUAUUUUAUUUUUUUUGUUUUUAUUAUGGAUAUGUCAAAGUCAAAGUCUGGUAUACGUCCAACUCUGCCCCUGGCUGCAAUGUUGAAAAGACAAAUAAAAAGUGAUGAUGUAAAACUGAUUCCGCG